GGAGACUUGGUCUUGCAAUGGAGCUGCGGAGGGAGCCUGGAGCGCUAUGCACCGCCCCCAACAGCUGGAAGAGAGGCCAGCAGAGAAGGAGACCCCCGCUUCAGCUCCAGGAGCUCCGCAGCCAAAAGCAAGAGAGAAAGAGGCACCUGGAGCAGCUCCAUCGCACCUGGAGGGAGCUCUGCGCCCUUGGAGGCCUGGAGAAGGACUCCCGGGACCAGCAGGACAGGCAGGGCCAGGAGCUGCUCCAGUACCAGAUAUUUCAGUUUUAUCCUGAACAGAACUGGUUACGCAUUCAUGAAGCUGUGUGGCUACAAUCCCUCUUUAGAGCUUUGCUGGAAGGAGAGAGCAGUCAGUGGAUUCUUAUGUGGGAUGAAGAGCAUGGAAGGAAAUUACCGCCAGGUGUCCGGGACAUGCUUUAUGAAUACAGCAACCGCCAUUUGGCUUAUCAAGAGAAGAAAGGAAAGAGAGCUCUCCCGGCAAUCCAGAAUGUUGACACAAGAUAUAAAUCCCCUUUAACAAAUAUUAGCAGCUCCGCGAUUUAUUCAUCUCAAACAAAAACCGAGAGAACGCAGGGAGCUGCUCCUGGGAAAAGUUUAAGGAGAGAUGCUUUCAGGCCGGAGUAUCAUCCUUCAGCUGUUAUCAAAAGGGAUGCGACUCGGACAGAGCAAAGAGCGACCCGAACCUUUACUCAACCCUAUCUUGUUAGCCAAGCAAGUGAAACUAAACAAACAAUCCUUCCUGAAAGGAAAAGAACUGAAGCUGGAAGUACUGUGUCUUUCUCAAAAGAAUCCACAAGUAUCCAGAAACAUACCACAAGUCCAAAUAUAUCGGCAAAUAUGAAAACCAGAGUUAGUAUUCCGACAUUUCCAUCUCACGGCCUGAGCUCCAGUUCAAGAGAAACUAAAUACGAGAAAACCAUAGAGAGAACUCAUCCCAAUGAUCAGGUCAAAGACAGUAAGCUGGUGAAAGAGGGAAAGACUGUUUUGCUAGAAGAAAGCAAGGAAAAAGAAGCACUAGCCAAAGAAAGAACAUCUCCUGAUACUGAGAGGUUUAGAGAGAAAUCGGUUAGAGUAGAAGAAAGAAGUGCUAACUUUGAACCGAAAACCGAAAUUAAGCAAGGUGAGAAAAAGCAGACAUUGCAAGAAUUUACCCUUAUACAUAACAGAACAAAUGACAGGUUUAUGGCAGAUACAACACCCAAGGAUGUCAUAUGGCAAGAACAGAUUAGAAGAGAUGCAUCAGAAAAAAAUGUUCCGGCAGAUAGAAAGAUGGGGGAAAGUCGUUCGUUUCAAAAGGAGAGAAAUGUGAGCAUGGUGACCCAAAGCAAAGAAGCUGUUGAGAUCCCUCUCCAGUCGGAUGUGCGUACUCAUGGCCAGACAUUGAAGACCAAUAAUACAGAACAUAGGCCAUCUUCUGGAGGAGGUCAGAAGGGUGAAGCCCCAUUUAAACUCACCAUGGAACUAAAUAAAGAUAGAGUAAGUGAAGACGAAAGCUCUAGGAUGGAUACCUUACUUACAGAAAGUAUAGCAGAAAACAUUGUUUCGGACAUUCUUAAAGGUUUUGUGCAAAAGUCCUCUGAAACAGGACCUUCCGCUGCUACCAAAUCCACCGCCUUUGAGAAGAAAGAAGUUUUAUCGGAUGGCAAAUUAAAGACUGAAAUCAAUGUACAGGCCACCCUUCAAGAUGAUAUGAAUGUUUCUGAUGAUUUUGACCUGGUAAGUUUCUUAAAGAAAGAUGCUAAAAAAGUGAUGGAAGAGAGUAAGGGAACUCCAUCCAGAGGUGUAGUAGAAGACAUAGUUAAUGCUCGGGUGAAAGGGAUGGAGGGCAAAGACAAAAGGACCGUUCACGUUGAAAUUGUUGAAGAGCCGCUAGGAUCUUCAGCCGAGGAACGCAUGGAGUUUUCAACACCAUUUGAAGUGGAGGAAGCAGAGGAUAUGUUACCAAGUAUGACCAAACGUCCAUACCAUAGUGAUGAAGAGAGACGUACCACAUAUUUUGACAGUGUAAUAAAGGAAAAACAACCCAAUGUGAUUGUGACCCAUGUUGAAGAAGUAGCUGAGGGGGAUGACGUAGUUGAUGAAGAAAAGUACUUUGUGUCUACUCCAGAUGAGCAUCCUUUGGGCCACGCGGACAAUGAAAGCUCCGUAUACGGUCAAAUCCAUAUUGAAGAAGAAUCAACUGUUAAAUACUCAUGGCAAGAUGAAUUUCUUCAGGGAUCUCAAACAAAGAUAGGUGAAAGUACAGGGUCCCCAGAGUUAAUCUAUCAGGUGAUGGGAGAAGAGGCAGGUGCCUUUAUUUCAAAGGAAGAUGCUCCAAAGGAGCAGGUGGCACAUGCUGAAUCCAUUGUUAUUGAGAAGGAGAUUAAAAUACCACAUGAGUUCCAGGAGUCGAUAAAAAAAGGCAGAAAAACUUCACACACCAUCAAACCAUUUCCAAGUUGA
Sceloporus undulatus (fence lizard) is the source of this 2441-nucleotide messenger RNA. It is a transcript of the gene SYNM, whose product is annotated as synemin. Gene Ontology annotation, cellular component: intermediate filament; costamere; neurofilament cytoskeleton. The record is from RefSeq and is a predicted model, not a curated record. Lineage: Eukaryota; Metazoa; Chordata; Lepidosauria; Squamata; Phrynosomatidae. Gene Ontology annotation, biological process: intermediate filament cytoskeleton organization; fast-twitch skeletal muscle fiber contraction. Gene Ontology annotation, molecular function: structural constituent of muscle; vinculin binding; intermediate filament binding.